GCUAGCCUUUGUCUUCGGGAAAGUACGGUGGCUCUGAUUUGUAUUUAAAGAGCUUUCGUGCCUGUGUAAAUCAAAGUCUUCGGUGUUUUCUGUAGCUGAGAGCAGUUGAUUUUCACUGAUCUCAAUGGAUUCGAUACUGGAUUACAGGUUAGAAGAAAGUGAAGAUUUCUACACCUUACUGGGAUGUGAUGAACUUUCUUCGGUCGAACAAAUCCUGGCAGAAUUUAAGAUCAGAGCUCUGGAAUGUCAUCCUGAUAAGCAUCCUGAAAAUCCCAAAGCUGUGGAGACAUUUCAGAAGCUGCAGAAGGCCAAGGAGAUUCUGACCGAUGAGGAGAGUCGCGCCCGCUAUGACCACUGGCGAAGGAGCCAGAUAGCGAUGCCCUUCCAGCAGUGGGAAGCUUUGGCUGACUCAGUGAAAACGUCAAUGCACUGGGCUGUCAGAGGUAAGAAAGACCUGAUGCUGGAAGGAUCUGACCAGACUCAUACCAACAAGAGUAAAAAUGAGGACUGGAAUGAGCAAAGAGAAAUAAAGAGAAAGGAUCUGAGUUCAAUUGCAGAGAAAAUGAAGCAGAAAGAAUCCAAGUCACUCUCCCCACCAAAUCCAGAUUCUCCAAAUUCAGAUGUGAGCUGUUGGCACUUUCGUUUCCGCUGGUCUGCAGAUGCUCCUUCAGACCUCCUGAGGAAGUUCAGAAACUAUGAAAUAUGAAAUGUCCCUGGCUCCCGAAGUCUACCUCCUGUGCAGCUAAAAAUGCAGUGUUUGUACAUAUCUUUAAAAAUGUCAUGUUUGAGUUGGACAUGGUGGCAUAUGCAUUUGGGAGGGUGAAGCUGAAGGAUUGUUAAGUUUGAUGCUUGUUUGAGCUGCAUGGUGAGACCCUGACUCUCCACAACCCCUUUCCUGCCACCCCCUCCCCUUCAUGUUUGGGAGUCACUAAGUAUGGUUGUUUCCUCCAUUUUUAAACUCAUUGUCUGGAUGAGUUUUUUGUUUGUUUUGUGCUAGGGAUUGAAUGCAGGGUCUUGUGGAUAUUCUGUAACUGAGCUACACCCCAUCUUUCAAUAUGUUGUGUUUUAAAAAAUGUACUUUAUUGUUAUUAUGUGAUGUAUACAGGGAUUACAAUGACAUGGGUUAGGUAAUGAGUACAAUGUGUUUUUUAAGUGAGGACAUUUUAGAAGACUAGUUUCUUCCGUUAUUUGAACAAAUUGAGACUCAUAGAUCCAAGUAGGUUAUAUUCUGUCUUUUCCUGGUAAUACUAUUUACAGAAACCAA
Molecule: messenger RNA, 1264 nt
Organism: Dipodomys ordii (Ord's kangaroo rat)
Lineage: Eukaryota; Metazoa; Chordata; Mammalia; Rodentia; Heteromyidae
Gene: Dnajc12
Product: DnaJ (Hsp40) homolog, subfamily C, member 12
Exons: 5
Coding region: 125-706 (193 amino acids)
Cellular component (GO): cytoplasm
Source: RefSeq, a predicted model, not a curated record